Lacerta agilis (Sand lizard) is the source of this 948-nucleotide messenger RNA. Its product is annotated as vomeronasal type-2 receptor 26-like. Gene Ontology annotation, cellular component: membrane. Bases 1 to 948 code for a protein of 315 amino acids. Lineage: Eukaryota; Metazoa; Chordata; Lepidosauria; Squamata; Lacertidae. Gene Ontology annotation, biological process: G protein-coupled receptor signaling pathway. Gene Ontology annotation, molecular function: G protein-coupled receptor activity. The record is from RefSeq and is a predicted model, not a curated record. The transcript is spliced from 2 exons.
AUGUCCAGUGUUCUCUGCCUGCUUCCCUCCUGCCACAGCUUGCGGAAUACGGAUUAUUGUUUCAAAUGCCAAGAAGGUCAGUUUCCAAACCACAAGAGAGAUCAAUGCAUUCCCAAGAGACAAAAUUUUCUUUCCUACGCAGAGCCUUUGGGAUUCGCACUAGCUGCCUUAGCUCUGCUCUUUGCUCUGGUCACAGCCUUGGUCCUUGGCGUCUUCUCUAAGAACGGGGACACUCCCAUUGUCAAAGCCAACAACCGGGACCUCACCUACACUCUGCUCCUUGCCCUGUUGCUCUGCUUCCUCUGCUCCUUGCUCUUCAUUGGCCAGCCUCACCCAGUGAGCUGCUCUUUACGACAAACGGCCUUUGGCAUCAUCUUCUCCAUUGCGGUGUCUUGUGUCUUGGCCAAAACCAUCACGGUGGUUCUGGCCUUCAUGGCCACCAAACCAGGAUCCAGGAUGAGGAAAUGGGUGGGGAAAUCUCUGGCCAACUCUCUUCUUCUGGCUUGCUGCUCCCUUCAGGCCACUAUUUGUGCUGUUUGGCUCUGUACGGCUCCUCCCUUCCCAGAUGUGGACAUGAGCUCCCUGGCGGAGGAAAUCAUCGUGGAAUGCAACGAAGGCUCUGCCACCAUGUUUUAUUGUGUCCUGGGGUACCUGGGAUUCCUGGCCAUUGUCAGCUUCACGGUCGCUUUCCUGGCCAGGAAGUUGCCAGACAGUUUCAACGAAGCCAAGUUCAUCACUUUCAGCAUGUUGGUGUUCUGCAGCGUUUGGCUGUCCUUUGUUCCCUCUUAUCUGAGCACCAAAGGAAAGCAGAUGGUGGCUGUGGAGAUCUUCUGCAUCUUGGCCUCCAGUGCAGGCUUGCUCGCUUGCAUCUUCUUCCCCAAAUUGUACAUAAUCCUUCUGAGGCCCGACUUGAACAGCAAAGACCACUUGAUGCGGAGGAGCAAAUAA